GGGGGGUAGGAAGCCCUAGGCGGGCAGUGGGUGCCGCAGUAUUGGGUGGGUCAGACAUCGUAGGAGUAAGCGUUUCAUGCGUUUGCUCCUCAAUCAUUAUUUUCUUUCUAUAAUCUUAUAAUUACUGUGAGAUAUCGAAGUGUCACUUCGUGUGUGUGUGUGAGUGUUUUCACCGAUUGUAUGCAGAUGCUGUCAUGUUAUUGUAUACGUUAUACAACGUGGCUUUAAACCCCCCUCUGUGAGACGGUUUCUCCACUAUGGAAGUGGCAAUGCCUAUGACAGGUAGUGCCAUCGAUUGUUAUGAGGAUAUGUUCAAAGAGAUAACCAGAAAACUCUAUGGAGAAGAUGGUUUACCAGAACUAAGUGCCAAUGAGAGGUUAGCUUCCACAAGUACAGAUCGGGGUUUAACGCCCAUAGAAUACGAAGUAGAAAAUCCAAUUCUCAAACCUGAAGAACAUUUAACAGCAUUUGGCUUGGCUGCUUUAAUGCAAAAUGGUUUCCCACCCAGCGGUAUACUCAACCCUAAUUUCCAAUGUCAUAAGCCAAACAACGGAACAAUUUUAAAUACUAAUUGUGAAGAUAAAUGGAUAUCUAGUGAAGAUAAUUUACAGUGGACACAAUCUAAAAUAGCAACAUAUAAUCCCGCUCAAAAAUUGUAUAAAUGUUCAGAAUGUGAUUGUGUGGGUUAUCUUCUUAGAGUAGCUGAACAUUGGUUAGGAACACACUCUUCAGUGAGAGCGUUUCACUGUCCCCAGUGUCCUUACGAGAGUGCUUGGGCCAGAUGCGUUAGAAUACAUUUAAAUAGGCAACACAACAUUAAUACUGACGAAUCAUGCGAUACAUUAACCAAAGAUAACCCCGUAAUUCAAGAAAUUGUGAAAUAUUUACAAAAAUUAAAAAACAAAUUAGACAGUAAUUGCAAUAAAGUUCCAGCAUCUAGUACUGUACAAAGUGAAGACUAUCAUAAUCAAUCGAUUAAUAAUACUUCAACUAUUUCAAAUAAUUCCCAAGUAUUGGGAAAUUCAUCAUCUGCUAGUCCUGAACAAACUAGUACUUCAACCAAACGUUAUAGCUGUACUUUUUGUCCGUAUGCAACAGAUAGAAGAGACUUAUUUACUAGACACGAAAAUAUUCAUAGAGAAGAGAAACCUUUUCAGUGUUAUGUCUGUCAAAAACAAUUCAAUAGAGCAGAUCAUGUCAAAAAGCAUUUUUUAAGAAUGCAUAGAGAUCAUCCGUACGAUUUGAAUAGGAUCAGGAGACAUCCUCCUAAAAAUGCGUCAGGAAUGUCUUACUAUCAAAAAUAUAAUUCCAACAUCACAAAUCAAACCAAUGAUUUGUCGACAAUAAGUUCCUUAUCUAUUCCUGGAUUUAAUAAUAUGUCGAGAGCUCCUCAAAUGAAUACGCGAGUUCCACAAUCCGAUAUAAAAACCAAUGUCAAAACUGGAAAUAUUUCCCGAAGUAACGGAAAGAAAAAAGGAGAAAAACGUUUUACGUGUUGUUACUGUUCGUGGAGUGGCGUGGAUAAUUGGUGUCUUAAGAGACACAUGAAUACGCAUUUAAAACCAUUUGUUUGCAGUUUAUGCGACUACAAAGCUGCAAGAUCGGAGAGACUUGCCACUCAUGUGUUGAAAGUGCAUAACAAGAGAGCCUGUAGCAAAUGCCAGUUCUUAGCUGAUGAUUUAACACAGUUGUCCGUACACCAACAGGAACAACACCCGUUGGAACAAAGGAGUAGGACAAAUAACAGUAAUAUUUUAAGAGCAAACACUUUUAAUGGAAGCACUUCCACAUCUACUUCCAACUCUAUUACUAAUUCCAACCCUGGACCUUGCAGCGUCCAAUCGCAAGGUCUCUUAAAAACACAUGAUUUGAGUACAGCAGCAGCGAUGCUUCAACAAAGUAAUCGAUUCCUUCAGACAGAUGCUAAAACUUGGAAACAUCACAUCCCUAAACAACAUGGAGCAGCUCGUCUUUUUAGUUAUAUGGAAGCGAGUGAUGGAUCUGAACCAGAGAGUGAACCUAGAGUAGCUGAAGAUAUGAGUAGGAUGAAUCUUACUCAUAGAAUUCAGUCGGAUUUUCCUGAGGCGGGAGAUGUUGGCAAUCAGGCUGACGAAGAAAAUGGAGAAGAAAUGGAACUUCCCCUUUUCGUCUGCCAAACGUGCGGUUGCGAGUUUGAAGAUGAUCUUUCUUUAGAGUCCCAUCAAUAUACUCACCGGCACAGUGCAGCAUCUCCCGCUAAGACUGAGCAUUCAAAGGAGAAUGUGAACCCAGAUUUAAAAUAUCAUUGUCGUUUAUGUGAUGCAGCUUAUGAACACCAAUCCUCUAUCAUAGAACACAUGACUAUUCACUCUACUUUGAGUGCCGAUACAUUAGGUCCGCCUGUAGUACCAAAUCACCGAUCAAGAAAACAAAAUCGACCUAAAAAGUUAGUUUUGCCAUUUUGGGACCCAGAUGAAAUAGAUGUAUUGAGACACUUGAGUGCAAAGCUAAGAAGAUGGAAAGAAACCUUAUCAACUUCCACUUUUGGUGUUAAUAGGUUAGUAGAUAAAUAUAUGGCUAAGCUGGUAACUAGAAGCGGCCGGGUGUGUAUAUGGUGUAAAAAUACUGGUUUAAGUAGAUACCAUACCAAAGCAACUUUAGCUCUCCAUCAUUACUGGAGGCAUACCAGAAAAAAAUUCAAAUGUGAGCAUUGUGAUAUGGCAUUUAAACAUCGAUAUCAAAGUGUAUUACAUAGCAGUCGUGUACAUACCAAUCAGAAGUCUCAACUCGUGCCUAUGGUGCUUCCCAAAGAACCUACUCAUUCAGCACUGAGUGCCGAAUCUUUGUGCUCUUCCCAGGACACCAGUCUCUUCUUUAGCAACCCUCAUACUGUAUAUGUACCUGACGCAACAAUGUCUAAUGCACAUAAACUGGGAAUGUCUUUCUUUGAUCAUUCUUUUAUUCAUCCAAGUAACGCUAUAAAUAACCACAUGCCAAUUAUAAUACCAACAUUUCCACCCAAUUAAGUUUGCUUGAAUUUCAUUAAUUAUGCAUAGAAUUUUCCUGAAAAUAAAAAUGUGUAAAUAUAUAAACUUCAUCUAGAACUGCAUUCAUUGAAAUUUGUUGUUGUUAAGUAAAAAAAUAUUUAUUUUGAUAAUGCAAUUGUACAAAUAAAUAUGUCUCAUGAUAACAUGUAAUUGUCAUUUGGGGAAGUAAUUUGGAUUUCAGUGAAUAUCAUUGUAGAUCAAUAGCAGUUCAGAUCAAAUUUAAUUUAACUGUUUAUUGACUCUUUAAUCGUUCCCCCGCGUUCAUAAAACUUUCAUUUCAAUUUCUAGCUAAAGGAUUUUAUGGAAACAAACCAGGAAAGAAAGCUUUUUAUGUAGUAGUAACCUGGCCCCUAAUGAAUCAAGCUCCAGCUAGUAAAGAUAAACCUUUCUGUAGUCGUCUCAAAAUUGUCAAGCGCUAGUAAACCAAACUUGAGAAGACUAACUUUGACUGAAAAAUCUGAGAUUCUCUUAUAUUAUAUAAUGUUAAUCUUCCUUGUGGGUUGAGUAGAAUUGAGAAAAUCGUUAAUUUCUUAUUGCUUCUUCAAAACAUAACUUUGGAAGAUAUCUUAUGUUCACAACUGUUAGUAUAAUAUAUAUGGAACUGACGAGUUUUGAAAUGAAGAUAUAAAUUAUUCUUCCUGGUUUCCUUUCUAGCAAACAUGCAAAAUAUAUAAACUAUAAUCCAAACGAUAAAAAUCUAAACCAAGCUGAGAAAGUAAAGAAUUAUUAAAGACUGUUGGUAGAUAGGGUUACCAGAUGAAAACUUGUUCACUCGAGACAAGCCUUUAAGAAAAUCCGGACAAAAUUUUUUUAGCAUUGCAGCAAUGUUCAUAUUAUCUACUAUUUUCAUAAUAAAAUGAGUAGAAAAGAAUUUAACUUUUUAUUCGUAGCUACAAAGUAAAACAAAUUAAACACAACCAAAAAAAGUAGCUGGUACUUACACGUAUUUUUCGCUGCUUUGUAUUUUAUUUAAAAGAGUUAAAUUUUAUGAAAAGAUAACAAAGUUAUAAAACUCAAAGCAGCUUAUAUUUUUUAAAUCAUAAGUAGUCAUAAGUAUUCCUUUCAGAGAAGAUAAAAGUAGUCGGUUUUUUUCUUUAGCCCACAGGGCACCAAUAAGCGAGAAUAUUCUCUCGACCUUGGCAUUUUGAGAUGGAAGUGCAAAAAGAUAAUGACUGUUUUUAGUGAAUUCUUCGUGAAUAGAUAGAUUGAGGUUAUCGGAAUCAAAAUUUUCUGAUAUAUAUAUUUUUUAAAUUAGAUAAUUCAUCAAAAAAUUUAACGUCAUCUAUUUUGACUCCUUUUGAUACUAAAUAUAGUAAUGAGGGUAUAAUAUCCUUUUCUCAAUCACACUUGGUAAUAUCGUUUAGGCUCAUCCAUUUAAAACAUUGAAAUUCUUCAAAUGGUUUGAGCCAGUUUUUUAAGUACUAAAUUAAAUUAUGAUACAAACAAAAAAA
Messenger RNA from Diorhabda sublineata, 4477 nucleotides. RefSeq names its product zinc finger protein Xfin (gene chn). The coding region runs from base 258 to 3005 and encodes 915 amino acids. NCBI's taxonomy places the organism in Eukaryota, Metazoa, Arthropoda, Insecta, Coleoptera, Chrysomelidae. The transcript has 4 exons. Gene Ontology annotation, molecular function: DNA-binding transcription factor activity, RNA polymerase II-specific; chromatin insulator sequence binding; RNA polymerase II transcription regulatory region sequence-specific DNA binding. The record is from RefSeq and is a predicted model, not a curated record. Gene Ontology annotation, cellular component: nucleus; chromosome. Gene Ontology annotation, biological process: regulation of transcription by RNA polymerase II.